Messenger RNA from Closterium sp. Naga37s-1, 1713 nucleotides. Lineage: Eukaryota; Viridiplantae; Streptophyta; Zygnematophyceae; Desmidiales; Closteriaceae. The record is from the annotation of a GenBank genome assembly.
GUGGGCGAGGUGCAGACAUCAGCAGACCUCUUGGAGAGAGCGCUUUUUCUGCUGGAGGCAGCGUGGCAUCCCUGGUUCAACCCCUCACUGGGCACAUGCCGCCUGGAGUUCUCCCACGAGCCCAACCGAGCUCUCUUCGAUGCUCUCUUUCGUCACAUGCACCACGUGGGUCGCAGGGGAUGCCACCGCGCUGCCUUUGAGCUCUGCCGUCUGCUGCUCUCCCUCGACCCGGACUCCGACCCUCUUGGCGCCCUACAGUGCAUUGACUUCUACGCCCUCAGAGCGCGCCAGUUCACCUGGCUGCACGAUUUUGUGGACCAAUGGGGCGGCGACACGUCACUGGCUGUGCUGCCAAACUUCUGCUUCGCACUGGCCCAGGCGAGGCUGGGGGAGGCCGAGGGGGAUGGAGAAGGGGGGGAGGGGAGUGGGGAGGCAACCAAUCGCGUGGCGCCAGUUGGAAGGAAUCGUGCUGCCGCCGCCGCUGCUGCUGCUGCUGCUCCUGACGCCGCGUCUCUCCUGCGAGAUGCUCUCUUCCUGCACCCCUUCGUGCUCACCUCCACGACCGCUCCCCUUUCCUCCCCUCCUCCCCUCCUCCCCUUCUUCCCUCCUCCCCUCUUUCCCUCCUCCCCUCUUUCCCUCAUCCCCUCCUUCCCCCUUCCCUUCUUUCCCCCUUCCCUUCUUUCCCCCCUCCCCUCCUCCCCUCCGCCCUUCUUCUCAUCCUCCCAUCCCCCCCUCCUCCCUUCCUCCCUCCUCCCACCAGAUACCUACGUGCUGAAGGGGCUGCUACCUGCUGAAGGGGCUGGUAGAGAAGGCUCCGAUCAAGACCGACGCAUCCUGGACGUCCAUCCUGAAGCACCCGCUGUUCGCGAGGACGACACCUGGCAGCGCGUCAUUGGAGCAUCUGGUGCGGCUGUACGUGGAGCGCAGUGCCGUGCUGUGGCGGGGGGAGGGCAUUCAAACGCUGCUGAAGCGCGUGGCAGGGGAGGUGGUGGCAACGGUGGAGAGGGAGAGGAGGGAGGGCAGAGGGGAUGGGGAGAUGGAGAGCUGGAAGUGCGUCCGGGAGGUGUCGUUUCCGUCAGGAGCGAACGCAUACCGCCACUCUUCUUGUUGGCCUCAUGUCUUACGUCGUGCUCCUUACCCCCUACGUCGCUCUCCCCCCCCCUGCGCCCGUCUCCUUUCCCUUAUGCCGCUCUCUGUUCUUACGCCUCCCUCCGUUCCCCCUCCAUCAAUCGUGCCAAUCUCAGAUACCGCCACCUGUUGCUAUCCGACUUCUCAGACGCCACGCCGACUCUGCCGCCCGAGGAGCUCAUGGCGAUGCAACAAGACGAAGCCGGCCGGCAGCGCCGCCCGGGAGCCCACGGGCUCGGCUUCUUGAUUGGUGCAGGCGCUGGUGCUGCUGGUGGGGGCGGGGGAGGCGGAGGGGGAGGAGGGGGAAUGGGAGGGGGAGGAGGAGGGGGAAUGGGUGCAGGGGGAGGGGCAGGGCAGGGGCAGCAGGUGGAUUUAGCAGGGCGGAACCCUCUUAUGGUGUUUCUAGAGGCGAUGCUGCCGUGGAACGACUUUGGGGGAGCGGGAGGUGCGGCGGGCAUGGGGAUGAAUGGGGAGGAGCAACAGGCUGCUCUGGCUGCUGCUGUUGCUGCUGCUGAUAGUGAUGGUGAUGGAGAGGAGGAUGAGGAUGAUGAUGAUAUUGAAGAGAUUGAAAUGGAGAGGCGAUAG